AUGGAGGCUGUUGAAUCGGAAAGAAUUCACGAAAGUUGCUUCCAGGACAGCCAUUGGGUUCGUGGUCAUGGGAUUCAUCGGCUUUUUUGUGAAACUAAUCUUCAUCCCCAUCAACAACAUUAUUGUCGGAUCGUAAUUAAGAUCCCGGUUCCUCCCUGGUGGAUAGACAGGUUCCAGCAAGCCUUCAGGGAUAUCGUCAUUGGAGCAGACUGGUUGGACAGUGCACUUUACGUUAUGUGUGUAAGCAAGCUGAUGUAUUUUGAUAAUUGUUCUGAACUACUACAUGAGAUGAAGACUAAUUCCACACUGGUUCAGAGGUACAAAAUUCUGCAUUCGACCUUAUAG
Molecule: messenger RNA, 345 nt
Organism: Closterium sp. Yama58-4
Lineage: Eukaryota; Viridiplantae; Streptophyta; Zygnematophyceae; Desmidiales; Closteriaceae
Source: the annotation of a GenBank genome assembly